CCGAGGCACGCUUCAAAACAUGCGACUGUACCUGUCACAAUCCGUUGUCUUUAUUUGAAAAAAGAAAACAUGUUGUAAUAUAAUUUAAUAAUUUUGUACAUUGUACUUAUUUUAUUGUACAUCUUCUGUCACGCAUUUCACAUACUCCAGUUUCGUGGCGAUUUGAUUGUCUUUUGUUUUGUUAAUGUGUCUAUAAUGUUGAAUGUAUUGGUGAUUUCUUUGAUACUCAGUUUUGUGGUGGUCGAAAGUAAUCGGAAUAGUUCUGAGUGCCCUAAUGUAAAGUCCGAUUUGAGUUUACUGAGGAAAAGGAGACAUGUGACAUUCCCUGAUGGGAGUGAUGUUGUUCUAACUCUCUCGCUAGUCAAAGCCUUCUUGACUCACGCUCCUGCUGGAUGGAACUUGGCAAUAGAGAUCGACGUCCUCUUCCCUCUGCCAGACGCCAACUACACUCUAGCACAUUUAAGAAGGAAGUUACAUCAUCGGCAGAAGAGGGAGUUGUGGGAGCGGUUGAGAACUGCUUUGGAAUUUCACAAUUUAGACGGUCGAUCCUGUAUUCUGAAAAGUAUUUGCGACGCCAAAGAACAUCUGUUACCUCCUGGAGUGUCUUUGGUUCAUGAUCUACUGAGAGCUGUGUUUACCGCACCACAACACGACGAAGACUUCUUACAAGAAAUGAGUCCCAACUACAAAGAACUUCCGGACCCGGACUUUUGCGACCAACUCACUAACUGUCCGUUUUCCCUUCUGAGUUUUUUGACAGCAUUAAAUGUAGCGUAG
Pectinophora gossypiella (pink bollworm) is the source of this 777-nucleotide messenger RNA. RefSeq lists its product as uncharacterized. The coding region runs from base 196 to 777 and encodes 193 amino acids. The record is from RefSeq and is a predicted model, not a curated record. The transcript is spliced from 4 exons. NCBI's taxonomy places the organism in Eukaryota, Metazoa, Arthropoda, Insecta, Lepidoptera, Gelechiidae.